Molecule: messenger RNA, 1802 nt
Organism: Psammomys obesus (fat sand rat)
Lineage: Eukaryota; Metazoa; Chordata; Mammalia; Rodentia; Muridae
Gene: Plk5
Product: polo like kinase 5 (inactive)
Exons: 13
Biological process (GO): regulation of cytokinesis; protein phosphorylation; mitotic cell cycle
Cellular component (GO): spindle pole; centrosome; cytoplasm
Molecular function (GO): ATP binding; protein serine/threonine kinase activity; protein binding
Source: RefSeq, a predicted model, not a curated record
GUGGCCGCCUUCCUGCGGGACCCGGGCUCCGGACGCGUGUACCGGCGCGGGAAGCUGAUCGGCAAGGGCGCCUUCAGCCGCUGCUACAAGCUCACGGACAUGUCCACCAGCGCGGUGUUCGCCCUCAAGGUGGUGCCGAGGGCCGGAGCCGGGCGGCUGCGCCUGCGGGGGAAGGUGGAGCGCGAGAUCGCCCUGCACAGCCGCCUGCGCCACCGCAACAUCGUGGCCUUUCACGCCCACUUCGCUGACCGCGACCACGUGUACAUGGUGCUGGAGUACUGUAGCCGCCAGUCCUUGGCUCACGUGCUGAAGGCGCGCCAGACCCUGACGGAGCCCGAGGUGCGCUACUACUUCCGGGGCCUGGUCAGCGGCCUGCGCUACCUGCACCAGCAACGCAUCGUGCACAGAGACCUGAAGCCCAGUAAGCGCGAGGAAGGGACUUCCGGGAGGGGGGGGGGCGGAGGGCGGGGGUUCACGCUGCGCUCCUCCGCCCGCAGGUACACGGUUCUGACAGGCACGCCACCCUUCGCCGCCGCGGCACCGUUGUCAGAGAUGUACCAGAACAUCCGAAACGGCCACUACCCGGAGCCCACCCAGCUGUCGCCCAGCGCCCGCAGCCUCAUUGCCAGGCUCCUGGCACCCGACCCCUCUGAGCGGCCCAGCCUGGACCACUUACUCCAGGAUGACUUCUUCACCCAGGGCUUCACUCCCGAGCGCCUGCCUCCCCACUCCUGCCACAGCCCUCCCGUCUUCGCCUUCCCCCCACCGCUCCGCAGGGUGUUCCGGAAGGUGGGCCAGCUCCUGCUAACCCAGUGCCGGCCGCCUUGUCCCUUUACCUCAAAAGAGGCCUCGGGGCCUGGAGAAGAGGGAGUGGAACCUGAACACAUGGAGUCCAGCAAUGAGGAAGGGGGUCCUUGCGGCUCUGGGAGCCAAGUCCACCUCCUCACUCUCAGGACCUUGCGGACUGACCUGGCAGACCCAAAGGGGAGCCUGGCACUGCAGCUGGAGGAGGCAGCCAGAAAACUGAACCUCUGCUUGGACGCAGGACCUGUGGCUGCAGAGGACGGGCCAGGGGAGCACCAGCCCGUGCUCUGGGCUCCCAAGUGGGUGGACUGCUCCCUCAAGUAUGGUCUCGGCUACCAGCUGUCAGAUGGGGGCAGUGGUGUGCUGUUUCGGGACGGCUCCCACAUGGCCCUGCGUUCCCCAGGAGGCCAUGUCUCCUACCAACCCGACCAAGGGACCUUGUGGACCUUCACCCUGAGGGACGUCCCGGGCCCACUCCGUGCCAAGCUGGCCGUCCUGAGGCUCUUUGCCUGCUACAUGCAGCGGCGUCUGCGGGAGGAGGGCACUGUGGCCAUGUCUGCCCUGCCCGCCUCUCCUGACUUCUCUCUGCUGAGCUUCGUAGCUGACUCCCAGGCUCUGGUCAUGCUGUUCAGCAACGGGACAGUGCAGGUCAGCUUCAAAACAUCCCAAAGCCAGCUGGUGCUGAGUGGGGAUGGCGAGGACUUCCUGCUCACCCUCUGGGAGCCGGGCGGCCCGGGCACUGGCACCUCCUACUCACUGGACGUCCUUCGGAGUCACGGCUGCAGCGUCCUGGUCCACCAGCGCCUGCGCCACGGGCUUCGCCUGCUGCAGAGUGUCUCAUGAGCCGACCUCUGGAGGCCUGGGCUCUGCUCUGUCUGCGCCUCCGCACCGCAGCGCGUCUGUGGAGGGCGGGCGCAUGGGGCCGCCGAUGGUGGGGCCUUCCUUAUUUAUAGUAUGACUAUUCGAGCUAGAAUUUCACUGGAUUUUUCAUUAAAGAG